Molecule: messenger RNA, 510 nt
Organism: Caenorhabditis remanei
Lineage: Eukaryota; Metazoa; Nematoda; Chromadorea; Rhabditida; Rhabditidae
Exons: 2
Coding region: 1-510 (169 amino acids)
Molecular function (GO): protein binding
Source: RefSeq, a predicted model, not a curated record
AUGACGACUCCAUUUCCUCUCUUACGUCUUCCAAGACUUGCACUGAUUCGAGUUUUACAACAAAUGAAAACAGGUGAAUUAAUCGCAAUCUCACUUCUCUCUAAUAGAGCGAGAAACCUCAUAAAAAUGUUGUGUAUUAAAAAAUACGUUAGUUCUGUCAACUUACAUGCUGAUUAUCUUUCAAUCGAAGCCUCUCAAAGAUAUGAUGAACCACUAGAACUGAGUUUUAACACAGUAUCAGUUUCAAGUGAUGUGACGUUAAAAUGGUUGGAGCGGGUUUUUGAAGUGAUGGAUUGUUCGAUUGAAGAAGUGGAUCUUCACGGAUCUCCGCAACGCGACGAUGUAUGCGAAGUUCUUACUAUAUUAAAAGAAGUCCGCGGUUUAUACAUCUGGGAUAACUGUCCCAAUAGUUUUGCAAAGAAAGCGCUGAAAAUCCUAACACCAGUCACAGCGGAAACUGUAAUGUUCAAAUUCCAUUUAAGAACCAAAAAGAAUUGGAAACUUUUAUGA